AUGGAUGGUGAAGGUAACAAGUGCAAUAAGAGAGAAGAGGAAUAUGAUGAUGAAGAUCGUCGGCUAGUCCAGAAAAAUGCUAAAGCAAAGGACCUGCUUUACAGAGGCUUGCCCAGAAAUAUUAUCUACAAAGUGUCCUCUUGUAUAUCUGCCCAUGAUAUAUGGAGGACCUUAGAAGCUGACUUUGGAGAUAAAAAUAUCGAAGUGGCACUGAUGGCAAUUGAAGAAAGCCAAACAGAAGAAGAAGUGAUUGGAAUGAUGUCCAUGAGUGAUUCGGAAACUGAAGAUGAAACAAAGCAAUUAAUAAGCAAUCUUUCAUGUGUCAAACUUGAUAUCAAAGAGCUUGAAUCUGACAAAGCUAAUCUAGAAGGACAUGUCAAAGACCUUAAGAACCAGAUUCUUGAGCUCACUUCUAAAAGUAAGAAGUCUCCUGAUAUACAUGGUAAGGGAAAAAUGAGUGAUCUCUCUAACAAAGCAAGAAUUGGCUACAGAAAACCUGUUCCCAAGUUUGAUUCAAAGUAUGUAGGAAUUUCUGAUAAUAAAAUGUGCACUAAUUGUGGAAAGGUAGGACACUUUAGAGAUACUUGUCCUGCCUUAAUUCAUGCUCAGUUUAGAAAUACCUUUGGUCUUGCUAAAAAUGUGAAGAAGGAAGAGAAACCAAAAGCAAAGCCUUUUGUCCAUACUAAGUGGAUUAAUGUUAAUAAGAAAAUAACUGCUAAUCCUCUUCCCUUCUGGUCUAAAGUGAGAGGGAACAACCAAGACUGGUAUCUAGACAGUGAAUUCUCAAGACAUAUGACUGGAGAAAAGAAAAACUUUCUCUCAGUGACAGCCUUCCAAGGAGAGAGUGUGUCAUUUGGAAAUGGUAAAAGGGCCAGAUAA
This is a messenger RNA of Nicotiana tabacum (common tobacco), 879 nucleotides long. The record is from RefSeq and is a predicted model, not a curated record. NCBI's taxonomy places the organism in Eukaryota, Viridiplantae, Streptophyta, Magnoliopsida, Solanales, Solanaceae.